Molecule: messenger RNA, 2716 nt
Organism: Gasterosteus aculeatus aculeatus (three-spined stickleback)
Lineage: Eukaryota; Metazoa; Chordata; Actinopteri; Perciformes; Gasterosteidae
Gene: sass6
Product: SAS-6 centriolar assembly protein
Biological process (GO): centriole replication; spermatogenesis
Cellular component (GO): centrosome; centriole
Source: RefSeq, a predicted model, not a curated record
AUUCUAUCCGUCAUGUGUCUUCAGUAUUUUUUCUCCACUAAUUACACCACUAAUUAAAAAAACAAACUUUGACGGACAAAUAAGGGUGUACAGCCAUUUGCUGUGUAUUUACCUGCUGUGAUUGAGGCCCUUUCUCAAUAUGCAUUGUUGUGUACUUGGGUUCUUGUGGACUCCUGAAACGUCAUCAGUCCGAGUACUGUUCCAAUUGUAAAGACCGCAUCUCGCCGAGAACGUGUCUCGCCCCGCCCAUUUUACCGGGUUUGCAUGGGAGCUGUCUUGUCCGUUCAUGUGGAAGCCAAAUAUCCCAGAAUGCAUUUCACCUCAGCAAUAUGCAACACUGACCAGCGACAGAGGAAAAUAAAAACAGACACAGAUGAGAUUUAGGUACAUUUUAAAUUGUAUUAAUAGAUUAUUUAUAUUUGUGCAUUUAACUGUACGAGCACUACCAAACUUAAUCGGCAUAUUGAUGUUAGAGCAACAAGACGACAAACGGGCGAUUCAUUGGCGGCCGAAAAGCGCGAAAACAAAAAUCCUCCACGAAUGACAACUGACGAGUGAAGGGUCUUUGUAAUGGAAGCCAACGCGUCUCAGACCUAACCAGGUUAUUAACGAGCCGCUUACUCCCCAGCGAAGACUUGUUUAGGUCGAAGACAACAUGGAGGAACUCUUCAGCAAGUGCUUACAAGUGAGCGUGCGCUGCGGGGACUGCGAGGAGAGGAAAGCUAACAUUCGUGUCACCAUUGAGCUUCAUUUGACAAACAGUCCAGUACACAAAAGGGAUCUUCUAGUGAGACUAACCGAUGAUACUGAUCCAUAUUUUCUUUUCAACCUCUCUAUAUCAGAAGAUGAUUUCCAAAGCUUGAAAGUCCAACAAGGGCUCCUGAUAGACUUUGCAUCAUUUCCUCAGAAGUUUAUCGACCUGCUUAAUCUCUGCUAUUCCGAGCAAAAGUCAGACACUCCAAGGUUUCUCCUGCACUUGUCCAGUCAGUCUCUGGUGGUUGAAGGCCCUGCUAACCUCAGUGUUGUAGAGACCAAUGCAUUCAAACACCUCAACCACUUGUCUUUGAGGCUUGUUCACGGCUCUGAUAAAGACAUUAAAGACUAUCUGGCAGUGUGUCUCUGCUCUCUCAAGGCAGAGAAACAGGCCCUGGAGGUAAAGCUUCAGAAGACCGACGAGGAUCUGUCCAGGCAGCUGAGUUAUGCCCAACAGACGCUGUCCGAGAAGACAAAGGAGUUGGACAAACUGCGUUCAGAGUGGACAAGUCAGACCAGCUCGCUUUCCAGCCGUCAUUGUCAUGAGUUACAAUCAGAGAGGGAGAAGGCUGCAGAGUUACAGAGCAGACUUCAGCAGCAGACUGAGUUGCUCCGUCAGGAGCUGGAGAGUUCUCACAGAGAGAGCAGCCAGCAGCUCCACAGCAGAUUGGCCGAGCUGGAGACCUCCAGCAGAGAACUGACGGAGCGGAAAUACAAGAACGAGUCCGUCAUCAGAGACCUAAAGAUCAAACUAGCGGGUGCAGAGGAGGAGUGCCAGCGUUCCAAGCAGCAGAUCCUGUCUCUCAGGAGGGAGAACAGCUCUCUGGACACAGACGUCCAUGACAAGGAACGCUCGGUGAGCCAGCUCCAGAUGAGAGUGGCUGUUCUGGAACAGGAGAUCAAAGAUAAGGAUCAGCUCAUGCAUCGCUCAAAGGAGGUGCUGGAAGCUACUCAGCAGCAGAAGGAUUCAAUGGAAGAAAAUGCUGAGAGUAAAGAACUUCAGAUUAAAAAACUUGAGGCAACAGUUAGAUCACUGUCUGAGGAGCUGAUCAAGGCUAACGGUAUCAUCAAGAAGCUGCAGGGAGAGGUUCGAGGUCUCGUUGGAAAAAUAAAAGUGAAAAACUCUGUAACUGUGUCACAAGAGAAGCUCCUGCAAGACACAUCAGGAAAACUUGAGAGUGUUGAGAAGGAUUUACAGAGCACCCAGCAGCGUCUGGUCACCACAGACGAGCAGGUUUUAAAACUAAAGGAGCAGUUGGAGACAACGGUGCAGAAGCUAAACGAAAGCAGAGAGGUGUUGAAGACGAAUGAGAAUGUUAUAAAUUGGCUCAACAAGCAGCUCAAUGAGAAGCAGCUCUCCAGGACGUCUCCUGAACGUGUGGACAGACCUUCCCUUCCAUCCACAGCAGCAGUACUGAAGACAGGGAAACGUGCCCCAUCUCCUGCGGAUCAGAGAUCAGUGCUGCAAACCAUCAGACACAUCGGAGACCCUGCAGGUCUGGACUCUAAGUACUUUGAGAAGAGAGAUGAUAGCAUCCCCGUCUACGGCCUGUCAUCUAGUGUGUAUCACAAAGAGUUCGGUCAGCAAACCAAGCCCUCUGUAGCUUCUGCUUAUUUCUCUGCGUGAAGAAGUCAUGACAUCAGAGUAUCUAUUCCAAUCCAGUUGGAUAUUCCUAAUGUACUAAUCUGUGACUGACCUGCUGUGUUAAAUUCACUUCUAUUCCUGUUUUAAUUUGUGCACUGUUGGUUUACAGAUCUAUCUUCUACUUAAGAUAGAUGUUACACCUUUCUGAGUGCUGGAUUCCAGUGAUCAUGGAGAAUUUUUCAAGUCUUUCAAUUCAAAUAUACAAUUUUUACCUAUAACUACAUUAAGUUUGCCAUCCUUGUAUGUUUGUGUUUUUAUGUUUUGUGUUGUUUUAUUUCAGUUAUUAAAUGUAAACUUUAAUAAAAUGUUUCAAUCGUU